Messenger RNA from Rhopilema esculentum, 5259 nucleotides. The record is from RefSeq and is a predicted model, not a curated record. Lineage: Eukaryota; Metazoa; Cnidaria; Scyphozoa; Rhizostomeae; Rhizostomatidae.
GAGCCUGCAAGUCCUGCAGGAACAAACUUAUGAAAAGAAAAACUGGAAAAUGGAAACGAGGUAUGGAAAAUAAUCUACAUCAAACUGCACCAAAGGUUUGUUUGAUUUUUAAAUUAUUUUCCAUCACUAAAACCCAAUCUCCUUAGGUAUUUAUAUGAGCUUCCAAAGAGACUGGCAAAUAUCGAAGAAAAAUAAACUUCACUUCAUUAUUGAAAAAUUAAAAUACUUUCUAUGGAUAAUUCAACAACAACUUACUGAUAACCAGUCUACUGCAGAAUAAAAAUCAGGUUAAAAAAAUGUUUUAAAAUACUUUCAUCUAUGUUGGUGUCAAUAAUUUUCUUAUUAAAAAAUUGUCCGAAGGUGUUUUCGUAUUGCUCCAGUCAGCAGCUUUAUUAAUGGCAGCCAAAGACACACCAAUACUCUUGGCUUUAGAUGCAGAUACGGCUCUAGUAGAAUGAGAAGUAAAAAUGUUAAUGUCAAUUCCAGCCAACUGUAAAGUAUUUUUCACCCAUCGUGAAAUUGUUGAAGUGCCUACUGGAUGGUGAGGAUAAUUGUAACUGAUGAAGAAUUUUAUAAAUGGACCCCGCAACGAAAAAGAUCGUUGAAGAUAUUGCUGAGCAUUAUAUACUGGGCAAAUGUUUUUGCAUUGGGGAAAGGUGCAAAAAUCGAGAGGGGAUUGAUGAAACUUGGGCCUUGUUGCCAGGGUAAAUAAUAAUUCGUUCAUCGCUGACAUGGAUAAGUCAGACAUCGAUUGCGGUAAGCGCUUGAUCUCUCUGAGCAGAUAAAAUACAAAACAAUGUAGCAAGACGAAACGUAAGCAUUUUAAAAGGAAUAGUAUUGGCAUCCCCUAAUUCAUUCAAAUAUCGUAAAAUAAUAUCAACAUCAGAUGUGCAAACUAAUUUUGGAAAGUUAGGCCUAAUUUUGAAAUUCCCUUUAGCAACCUUUUUACAAGGGGACGACUCCCAAAAGGCUGAUCAGUUGUCGUAACCAUAAUGGUAGACAAAGCUGAACGAGCAGUAUUCAUAGCAGAAUAUCCCAAGUUAUCUUUAUGAAAUAUCUCAUUCAGGAAAUUUAUUCCGUUUUAUUAUAUUGCAGUCAGUUGGAUACAAAUCAUUCCUUGUGCAAUAAACAAACCAUUUCUGUAUAUAAACAGAAUAUUGUCUUGAAGUGCCUAAUGACCAAGAAAAGUUUAUGAUAUUGUUUGCCUCUGGAGAUAUACCCGAUGAGAGCCUUUCUUGCCAGAUAGUAUGCCAGCUCUGAGAUGAAGGGACUUGUACAGCGAAUGCGCAAACUCUGGUCGGCUUAGCAACAUCAACAGGUUCUUGAUGCAUGGAAUAAUGAUAUAUUCUGAUACCAAAAGUCUAUUAUAUUGAGAAUACCAAGAACUAUAUGGCCACUCAGGGAUAAUAACAAGACCUGUUGCUUGAUCAAAUUCUAUUUUCUGUAAGACUUUAGGAAUAACAGCAAAAGGUGGAAAAUAAUAGAAUUUGAAAGAUGACCAAUUGAAGGUAAAUGAUUCAACAGCCAAAGCCUCUGGAUCUGGCCAAAAUGAAACUAAUGGCUUCAACUGACAGUUAAUUCUAGAAGCAAAAAGGUCAAUGUCAACAUCAAAAUUCAACUUUUUAAUAAUAAACUUUCGCAUGGGGGGACCGAAACGCAUAUUACACCGGCACAGUGUAAACGUAAAGGCAAAGUGGAUAAAAUUUGUGCGGCACAGUGUAAACGCAAAUCAAUCCGAACAAGUUUUAUGCGCAUAGAUGUUAUUCUGGCACAGUGUAAACGGGGUCUAAGUCAAGUGCCCUAAAUCCUACUACUCGAAGAUUAUCUGGUCUUCUCCUCUAAAUAGAAAUUUUUAAGUACCAUACCUAGUUGAAGAAGAUUGCCAAUCAGAACGGGAGAAGAAAUUAUUUUAUUAUGCUUUGAAAUCAUCUCUCCCAAAGUGUAGCAAAAAGAUAAAAAAAUUAACAACUUUGUAACAUUUCCAAUAAGAUCAGAGGUUUUCCGACAAAAUAGCAGUUUAGUUUUAAAGGGGGGCUCUUCUCUAACGAAAAAAGGUAUUUCACUCAAAACUCACUCUUUCUCGACUUUUUUCACUAUUUUCUCAUUUUUACAGAAAUUGUAAGGUCGAAACUAUCCUUUGAUUAAAUCACCACUGAUUUUUUCAAAUGCAAUAGUGAGUUAGCAGCAUUUAAGCUCAAUAAGCAUGUGCUUUGGCCAAACUCCCGAUUUCGUACCUUAAAUUCAAAACCAUGACAAUUGAUGGUGAAAUGCCGAAUUUCAAAAAAGUAUGACGUCAGAUGAUUGCUCUAAAAAUCUUAUUGGGUUUGAUGUUGUUUUUUGCAAUUUCAAUAUUUGUUGUUGUGAUUAAAUAUUAACGAAAAAUGGUUGCCUACUGAGUUAAAUAAGCAAUGCUUAAUGCCUAAUACGAAACCGAUUGUCAACUGCUGUUGUUAUCAGUUUUGCAUAUUCCAUCAAGAUGGUCCUGAUAGUUCUGUUUUCUUUUGGCUGCAUUUUGUCACUUAACGUGAAUGCAGAAAAUAUUGUAAGACACAGUUGUGGAACAGAAGGGACGUUUUACAAAAUCGCAUCAAAUUAUGCACUGAACGAGGCGAAUGCAGCAACAAAAACGACGUCAGAAGGGGUUCUUGGAUGCAUCGAGUUUUGCGUGAAGAACGAAAGCUGCAAGGCAUUCAAUUACAAAAAGGUUUCGCCAGUUGAAUCGCUAUGUGAACUUUUGCAGAAUGAUAGAAACACGAAAGAAACAGAUGUGGCCCCGAGAGAUGGUUGGAGUUAUUACGACACAGGAUUAUAUUCAUCGCAGAUUGGUCAACGCUGCCGAAACUUGUCGUACAAUCCCUGCUAUCCUUGCUUGUGUAUUGAUUCAUGCUAUUCUGGUCUUGGAUACAGCUGCAACUGCACACACGGAUUGCCUUCGCUUCCUGACAUAUAUACUGCUUUCGAAACAACUGUUGCUGGAGAUUCAAAGAAGUCGGCUUAUGACCGAGGACAAGAUAUGAAUGGAAACAAACUUGUUACUUUGCUCAAUGGAGCCAUGAUUUCAUCUUCAGUUGGCAGGCCUGGUAGAGUUUUAAGGUUGUAUGGCACCAAUGCUGGAGCUGUUCUUGGCAACUUUUAUUCGCACAGCUUGAACAAUCCAGCUGAUUCGAAAAUUAGCAUUUCCUUGUGGCUUCGAAUUGCAUCUCCGCAGUCUGGAGUUCAAACCAUUUUUGGAGCAGGAAGAUAUGCCUCUGAUUCAGGAGUGCUUUUGCGAGUCACCUCAUCAGCAAAAGCGAUAUAUGCCCGUUCUCUUCUCAGUUCAAAGCAUCUUACAACGCCUGAGGUACAGAUCUCAGAUACAUUGCAAUCCUGGACCCAUGUAGCGUUGACUUCCAACUGGAUAUCACCAAAGAUUGUCAUCUAUCUAAACGGCCUCAAUGUCGCACAGCAAACAACAGCUAGUUCCUAUUCUAUAUCAACCACAAAGCAUCCUAACUUCAUUUUUGGAGCUGGGUCAUUGUUUUCUUUGAUCAACGAUCAUUGGGAUAUGCAUAUUGACGACUUUGCUUUUUGGGAUAACUAUAUUCUAACUCCAGAAGAAGUUGCCUACGUUAUGAAUAAAGCUGGCCCAGCAAACGGGCAGCUAAAGCAAGUAUCGAACGGGGAAAAAGUCGCCUUCCAUGAUUCAAAAUUUACAUUUUAUGCUUGAAUCGCUUUGUCUAGCAAGAAGCCAAGUAUGAAAAUCAUUAUGAAAAUCAUUAUGGCUCGGAAAAGAGGAGCAAAUCUUAUUCAUAAAAGUAUGGCAUUGAUUGGAAUAAAGAUCAGGCUGUUUAUUUCUAAACAAAGUGUUUCUGCUCAGUCUUGAACAGAAUAAGACUAUUUUUAUUCUGAUCAUGAAGAUCUUUAAUGAAGUUGGUUAUUUCAGCAUUUUUAAUCACGCUUUCGGUGUCUAUUUGCUACUAUGAGCUACUAUGAGCUUCAACUUUGAUUUGAAUGGGAUGUUGUAUCCAGACUUUUACCACGUUCUCAAUAUAAGUAGCAACUUUUCGUUUUCACUUUGGGUUUGAUCAAAAGAAAAAGAAAAUAUAUUGCUUUCAAACAGAACAUAUAUGGUUUCCAAUGGACAAAAUUCAACGAGAACCUCUCAAAAACGCAUCAUCCUUAAUCUUGGUACUCUCGUUUCUAAUGAACAUGCCAAAAAAUUCCUAUCUUUCAUAGUGUCACUAAAAAAUUUUAUCAUAACAUAAAUCCAAUUCCAACACAUAGCACAUCUUCCUACUUCGUUUUGCGUCCUAUGCAUGACAAAAUUAAAUUAAACGGAUCUUUUACGUUUCAAUGGAAAUUAUCGAUCUGUCGUAAAGUGCUUGAUGCCGUAUAGGCAGAGCUGUACACGCUUUUGGUGCAUAAAACAAGACACUUCUAAGUUGCUUCGCCGAUCAUCGGGCAACUGUCCUUCAACGUUCUAUAUUUAUGAAACUAAUCUUACGAUUCUGUUCUUAUAGUUUCUUUUUACCCUUUGCUCUUCCUAUUUUCUUCAACUGAUGAAGAUUUAAGCUCGAAACGUCAGAAGAAUAUUCAACUUCUAUGUACAUAGUCAUAUUUAAAUAUAUUUUUCGUAUUUAUCACUCACUCGACGUACAAACGCUGAAGUAUAUUGAUUAGCCAGUCUCAUUGCUAUGGAUCACCGUAGUAAGAUUGGAAUUUAGAACAGGUUUGAUCAAGCAACAAAAACUCGAAACAUCUGUUAAAGUAAUUCUGAGUAGCAGUACAUUAUUAAGAUGCCAUUUAUUUGUUGAUGCUUAAACCUCCUGUAAACAUCUUUUUUUGAAUAUAUGACGUUGUGAUAUAAAAAGUGAACUUUGAGAUAGCGGUCUCCUAGAAACACGAUGCAAAUUAGCCCCUUCUUAUGUCAAAAAUAGCUUUAGUUGCUUUGUUUAUCAGGGUUGCAAUAAAUACUCAUCAGGAGUUUUGCAAAUCAGAAGCCACCUUUUCUAGGAGAUUAUCGCAUUAUAGAAGAAAGUUAUAAAAACCUUUCCCAAAGCCCGUCAAUGGCAUAAUAAUAGCCCCUCAUGUAAGUUUUAUUUCUAGCUUCAGUUCCAAUAACUAACAGGACAGGAGAAUGAUAAACAAUAUGGAAUGAUAGACUCUCUACGCCUUAGCUAAAAUUUUACCAUGUUUUGUGUAGGGACUUGCACUUUAUUUUAAAUUAUUUGACGAAUGUCAGUUAAUGACAGAUGUUAUAUUUCAUCACAAAUGUUCAUA